Messenger RNA from Halteromyces radiatus, 1028 nucleotides. Its product is annotated as SCO1/SenC-domain-containing protein. The record is from RefSeq and is a predicted model, not a curated record. Gene Ontology annotation, biological process: mitochondrial respiratory chain complex IV assembly; intracellular copper ion homeostasis. Gene Ontology annotation, cellular component: mitochondrial inner membrane. NCBI's taxonomy places the organism in Eukaryota, Fungi, Mucoromycota, Mucoromycetes, Mucorales, Cunninghamellaceae. Bases 60 to 890 code for a protein of 276 amino acids. The transcript is spliced from 5 exons. Gene Ontology annotation, molecular function: copper ion binding; copper chaperone activity.
AGCUGGUCUUUUUUUACCUUUUUUUUUUUUCUUGAAAAAAUAUUAUCAAAAGAACAAAUAUGUCACUUUUUACCAAAGCCAUGAUACGAGCAACUUUAAGGACAUCUACAAGACCCAUUUUUCAACGUAGCUGUCAAGUAGGACUCCGUCGACGAUUGUUUGCCACUUCUUCUGAAGAAGCAAAACGACAACAAGCUUUUGGUCCUUUCACUUGGAAAGCUGCUGCCGCGUUUUUAGGUACAGGUGCUGGUUUAUUGAUCUAUUUUCAAAGCGAAAAAAAACGGGUGGAAGAAGAACGUAUUGCAAAAGAACAAGAAAAAACCAAGUCUUACGGUAAACCCAAGAUUGGUGCACCAUUUACUUUAACCAAUGCAGCAACUGGCAAGUUAUCUAGUAGUGAUGAUUUCAAGGGUCAAUUCUAUAUGGUUUAUUUUGGUUUUACACAUUGUCCUGAUAUUUGUCCAGAAGAAUUGGAUAAAAUGGCUGAAGUGGUAGAUAAUGUUAAGGAAGAUAAAGAAUUAGGAGAAGGCAUAUUGGUACCUGUAUUUAUUACUUGUGACCCUCGUCGGGAUAGUGCUGAAAUUGUGAAAGAAUAUAUUCAAGAUUUCCAUCCUGAUAUGGUGGGCUUUACUGGUGAUCAAGAAUCUAUUAGACAAGUAGCGAAAUCUUUCCGUGUUUAUGUAUCCUCCCCUCCUAAUGUAGCUGAUGGUGAAGAUUAUUUAGUGGAUCAUUCUAUCUUCUUUUAUUUAAUGGAUCCUGAAGGCAAAUUUGUGGAUUGUUAUGCAAAGGAUACUACUGCUGAUCAAGUCACUGAAAGUUUCAAGAACUAUGUUAAAGAAUAUGUAGAUCAAGGUGGCUCUCUAAAGGCUCGUUCUUCUUCUUCUUCUUAGUGUAGUAUAGUUUAAUUUAUGAUACUUUAAUUUGGUUUUUUUUUUUCCCUUCAUUUGUAGCUUAUAUAUUGAUGAUGAUAUAGAUUUCUCCCUUCUCUUUAAAAUUCUCAAUAAAAUAAAAUAGAUUCCUUAUUCUUC